Molecule: messenger RNA, 552 nt
Organism: Penicillium verrucosum
Lineage: Eukaryota; Fungi; Ascomycota; Eurotiomycetes; Eurotiales; Aspergillaceae
Exons: 4
Coding region: 1-552 (183 amino acids)
Biological process (GO): positive regulation of transcription by RNA polymerase II
Cellular component (GO): nucleus
Molecular function (GO): transcription cis-regulatory region binding; DNA-binding transcription factor activity
Source: RefSeq, a predicted model, not a curated record
AUGUCUCACCCUUGCACAUCAUGCCAAUCAGUUCCCAACGACGAUGGCGACUCAUACGUUGAUCGCUGGGCAGAUUCGUUCGAGCGUGUAGAAGAGUGGUACGGUAAUCGACCCGCCCAGAUGAAAUCUAUAUUCAGCGUUGCUGCUUCUGAGCGCGAAGGACUGGAUCGAGCUUUUCCAAUUGCGUUAUAUGGGAAUGGGGCUGCUAUAUCCGGGAACCAGAUGUAUCAUGUAGCAGCCUUAUUGUUGCUUCAGCGAAAGCCAAAGACAUUGACAUUGAGCAAGAGGCCAAGAUCGGUUCUUUGGCAUGCUCGACAAAUAUAUGCAAUAUCCGCAUCCAACGGUCAUCAUGGCUGUUGGACUAAUGCACUUCAACCUUUGUGGAUAGCUGGCAAGGCGAUGUCUCACUACUCCGAACACACUGCCAUUGUGGAAACUUUGGUCAAAAUCGAACGUGAGACUGGUUGGGCUACUGCUUGGCGUGUUGAAGAUCUUAAAGAAUUUUGGGGUGAAUACGAUAAUGACGAAGACAGUGAUGUCGACAUGGAUUAA